CAUGAAAAUAGUGCUGGUUAUUUGGAUGCUAGCUCACUCACUUCAGCCGCCUUAUCAAUGUGAUGCUGUCAUUUUCAAAAUGACCAAUGCAGUAUGUGAGACCUAUAACAAAUCCUGGGUGGAAUUCGGGUUGUGCCGCCUGCGUGCUGUUAGCAGGAAUAAGGUUUGCCUCAAUGUCGAUGCCAAUUUGCUGCAUCCGGUUCACGAUGUCAUAGUCAAGGCCAGAUUGCUGAAGAGGGCCAAUGGCUAUAAGCCUUGGCUAUAUAGCGUCAGUUUCGACGGCUGUCAGUUUAUAAGGCGGAGAAAUAAUGCCUUGAUUCGGAUCGUUUGGGAGCUCUUCAAAGAGUACUCGACGAUCAAUCACACCUGUCCCUAUGUGGGCCUGCAGCAAGUCAAGAACUUCUAUCUCAGGUCCGAGAAGCUGCCCACGCCCAUUCCCACUGGAGAAUAUCUGCUGAUGAUUGACUGGGUGUUCAACAAGAAACCGCAGGCUGCCACAAAUGUUUACUUCACAUUUGUGGAGGACCUAAAAGAUAGUUAACGAAUCAAUCGUUCAGACCAAAAUGUUUAAACUGAACUGUAAUUACAAAAUAAACAAUAUAAGUCUAUAUUGUUUUAGCCGAUG
Drosophila melanogaster (fruit fly) is the source of this 625-nucleotide messenger RNA. RefSeq lists its product as uncharacterized. Lineage: Eukaryota; Metazoa; Arthropoda; Insecta; Diptera; Drosophilidae. The record is from RefSeq and is marked reviewed. The coding region runs from base 2 to 541 and encodes 179 amino acids. The transcript has 3 exons.